CCGUGUUGGUGGACGGGAUGGUCAAGAGAGCGGCGUCGAUGGGCUGCCGCGACGCGACCCUCAUGCGGGCGGUGCGGCUGCUGGAUGCGUGCCGAGCCGAUAAACUCAUCGACCCGAACAACGCCAGACAGGCAAAGAGAUCUGAAUGACAGACAGAGAGUGAGGACUCAUGGGACUCGUUUGUAUCACUUGGCUGGCUGCUGACACACAGGUAGCAGAUGCGUGUGUGGCCGCCUGCGUCGAGCGGCUGGAGCCACACCUGCUGAUGGACGACAUGCCGGUUGACCCCCCACACACGCAGGCACAGGUAUUGAAACACAGACACAGACACAGACACAGACACGCACACGACGCUCACCUGUGCAGCGCCGACAUGUCUGUCUGUCCGUUUGACUCUGUGUGUGCAGGUGGUGGGUCGUGUGGCGGCUGAUAGUUCUGAGUGUGGCGUUGAGUGUGUAGAGAGGCUCUUCACUGCGGCCGGCAUGGACACCCACGGCCGCCUGUUCUCAUUCGCCAAAUACCUCAUGGUCAGUCAGUCCGCCAGCCACACACACACACACACAUAUACACAUACACACACACACACACCUCCAGCUAUCGAAUUUCUCCCUGUCUGUCUGCUGUCUGUCUGUGCAGUUCUUGUCGAUGUGUGACGUCGAUUUGGCCGCGUGCGAUGUCCACCUGCUGGCCGCCACGGCCGUCUACAUCACACGCAAGACCAACCAGAAGCAGAUAGCGGGCGGCAUUUGGGUGAGCCAAAGCGACACGUGUCAUGGCCUAUCUAUGGCCUGUGUGGGUUUGUGUGUCCCGUUGUUCAUUGUCAGAGUGCGCCCCUUGUGGCUGAGAGUUCGGUCAGCGAGUCGGCUUUGGAGUCGAGCAUGACGACGUUGAGGAUGCAGCGGCUCAUGUGGGGCGACACACAGACCACCAAAGGGGUGAGCAUGGCAGAAGACCAGUAGAAUCGCCAACACAGCACCGUCUUGAUGUCGGUGUCUGUCGUUUGUGUGGUGUGUGCAGAUCGUGACCGAUGCAGUAGACGAGCUGUUCGCCUCGCCCGACCGCCACGGCGUCGCAUCGACCCGCAGCCACCCGCAGCAAGAGCAGCAGCAGCAGCAGCAGCAGCAGGUGGGUCUGACACAACCGACCGCCAUGCACCAGAUGUGCCUUCUGUGUGUAUCGAUCUGCAUUGUCAGUAAUACGUGUGUGUGCGAUCUGCAGGGGGGCAGCCAGAAGCACCCCCUCGCCCAUCUGUUUGCCGAAGACCGCUGCCGCAUCCCCGACAUCAGCACCACACUGCAGCUGAGAGCAGCCGCACGAGACAUCAGAGACGCCUUCUCAUCAGACCAGCUGCGCAGCCGAGUGGACAACUCACUGAGCCGUGACGGCGAUGGCAUCAACACCCCACAGCUGCAGCAGCUGGUGCGGUUCGACCCAUCGCUGGGGAUGGGUGAGCUCAUGGCGGCGGUGUGGAUAGCCGAGGAGGGCGGGCGGUGGGAUGAGACGCGGGAGGUGCUGCAGUGGGCCAGCCAGUGUGGCUGCUGCACACUGCCUGUCAACCUCACGGCCGAUGACAUCAACACACACGCCAACAAGACGGUAAGGCACACACACAGAGGGGCGGGGAGAGAACAGAGAGGCCUCAUUCCCUCUCUGUCUGUCUGUGUGUGUGUGUGUGUGUGUCUGUGUGUGAUGUGGUGUAGGCGUAUGGAUCGGUAGCUCGUGUGUUAGCGCAGCUGGUGGUGGUCGGCCGCCACAUCGACCUCGGUGACGGCAGCUGCCUGCAGAUCUGCCGCCACGCCAAUGGUGAGGUGCGGGCCAUCAAGGACCAGCCCGGCUUCCGGCUGGCCAUCAACCCGCCCCUCGCUGCCCACCAUCUGUAUCAGCAGCACCGACAGCAGCAUGACCCACCAGUGCGGAGCAGCAUCUUCUACCGGAGCGGCACCGGCGGAUGGGUGUCGACCGGUUUCCCGACCAUCUAUGUGUCAUUGUCGUCGUUUGCCAAGCGCAUGAUCAACCAACACUUCUGCUCGACUCCCCAGACCAAUCGCACAUCGAUAUCACUCAACAGGUACCACACCAAUGGCACCAGUGGCCAGAGGGGUGCGUGUGUGCUUGUGUGUGUGUGUGGUUGCUUCAGGCGUGUUGGUGGCGGCCGUCUGGAUGGCCUCCUCACCCAGUCGCCCCACACACCGGUGGCCGGCUGCACCACCACACGCAGCUGGGAAGACGGCAUCGGUGAGGUGCGUGUGCUGGUGCUGACCAACAGCAGCCACAACUUCGUCGCGUGGAUUGUCAUUUCGGAAUGGGGGGACGGCACCGGUAAGGCCGACAGACAGGCAGCUCUGCUGUUCAAAUGUUAUCAGCGUUUUCUUCCUGCUUGUCUGUCCGCAGUGGAUGUGUGUGUCGCGACGACCGAGGCACCUGCGGCUGGUGUGAGUGGUGCCUUCAAGGACCGCUUCCCCGUGACCACUCGACUGGCCCGCGUGGCGUUGGGGCGAGUGGCGCCAUACGUCUUCGACGGACAAGUAGACGAUGACAAUGACGACGAUGAUGGUGCGGACAGGGGAGAGAGGGACACACACACAUGGUGGCGAUGGAUGUGUGGCAUUUCAUCUCUGUCUGUCUUUGUGUGUGGUGUAGAUUCCGACGGCCAUGGCGGCGGUUGGGAUGAUAUGGAUGACGACAGCGACGGAGAGGACAGCGGAGGUACACAUGAGGGGGAGGGAUACACAGCACAGUUCACACAGAUGCCCUUUGUCAAUCCACCCCAGCCGAGGAGGACAACGACGAGGGUGACGGCGACAACGACGACGACAGCUACAGUGGUGGCGGUGCUCACAGAGGGAGGGAGGGACGCACACACUCGUGAAGGGAUGGCUAAUGGACCUUCUCUAUGUGUGUGGUGCAGACGGCAAUGGUGGCAAUGAGAGUGACGGGAUGGACGACGGCAGCGGAGGUGCACACGAAGAAGAAGACUCACAGCACUUCGCGUCAAACACAUGUGUGUGCGAGCUGGCUGCAGGGGCGCCAUAUGUCUUCGACGGACGAGUAGACAAUGACAGCUAUGAUGACGACAGUGACGAUGGUACGACAGGCAGAGGGAGGCGGCAAGGAGAGACGUGGGUGUGUGACGGGCCCUUUGUGUGGUGCAGACGGCCAUCGUGGCGGUGGCUGGGACGAUAUGGACGUCGACAGCGGAGGUGCACACGAAGGAAGGCACACACAGCACACCACACGCCCUAAUGCCCGUCGCCAUCACACAGCUAUGCGUGUGUGUGUGUGUGUGUGGGUGUGUUGAUCUGUGUGGCAGUUGAGGAUGCACCAGCCGAGGAGGACAAUCAAAACGGCGGCGGUGACGGCAAUGCAUCGCUCUGAGGACACACACAGAGACCGAUCUCAAUACUCACUGGUGCGCCACAGACACACUGCAAUGUGAUCGGCUGGCGCCAUGCCCCUCUGUGUGUGUGUGCGUGUGUGUGUGUGUGUUGUGGUCAGGAGGGUGGCGGAGUGCUGUCUGCCAUCCUCUCUGUUCAGUAGCCCGCUGACCGGUGUAGAUCACUGCUGAUGUCGACCCACCAAUGGCUGGCUGUGUGUGUGUCAAUGCCCCCGGUGGGAGGGUGUGUGUGUGGGUCGCUCUCUCUCCCCUCCCCUCCCCUCUGUGUGUGGCCCUCCUCCAUCUCUCUCUCUAUCUCUCUGCCUGUGUGCUGUCGAUAUGUAUUGGCCUGGCUGGGUGGACGGCCGACGUCCUGACGUCCUGACAGACAGACAUGGUGUGUGUGUGUGUGUGUGUGAAUGCGUUUCAUUGCAUCGCUCUCGCGUCCGUCUGGUGAAUGAUGCGCGUGUUGAUCCACGCAUCACACGUAAAAUUGAUGAGUAUGCACACACACUCACACACUCCUUGGCUGCGCUGCCGUGUCUAUCUGUUUUGCCCCUCCCUCUCCAUCUGGAUGGCUGGGCGGUCGGUGCUUUAAUUUCUUGGGCUGAUGAUUGACAUCUUCUCUCUCUGUGAACGUGUACACACAUGUGCAUAUGUAUUCACCCAGACAGACAGACAGGCCGAUCGACGCACCACACUCUUGUAUGGUGUGUCCAUCCAUCCAGCCAUCCAUCUGCGCCGCAUUGUUCGCUGCACACACACAUACGUGGCAGUGUAUCUCUCUCUCGCACUCGUGGUCCAUCCAUUCACACCGUCACACCUAACAGACGUACAGGCUGCUCCGAUGCAGUCAGUUGUCUUUGCCUACUUGUUGUUUCCCUCGGGCUGUGGGCGGCUUCCUGAAAUUCACAUCGGGCGCGGCUGCUGCAUGGCACUCGGUCAUGUGUAUACGCCUCCACACCACACACACUGGAGCGAGACGCUCCAGCCCUCAUGACUUAAUUACUCGUGGUGGCGGUGGUGCAUGGGGGUGGUAGGGCGGCUCGCUGCAUGCGGUGUGUAUGUCUUGCUUUGUGUCCAUCUCUGCUGCCUAACUGCCUUACGUCGACUGCCUCUCUCCCCUCUCUGUGUCCGUCGAUCUCUGUACACACCGAUAUGUAUAUAUUAUUAUUAUGUGAGUACACAUCCGCAUACACUGACUGACAGACUGACUGAGUAUGGCCAGGGAUGAGUGUGGCACCUGACUGACGCGUUCAUUGAUUCAGUCACAGGUGGGCAGGCCUGGGCAUGUCGGUCGUAGCGACGACGAUGUGUGGCUCUCCCCUCUCUCUGUGGUCCAUAUGAAUGUAUUGGCCUGGCUGCCUGACUGUGUUGAUGGACUGACUGACUGACAGGUGUGUGAAUGAAUGAAUGAAUGCGAUGUGUUGCCCAUAUUGGUGUGCACUCAACACACUCCUUC
This is a messenger RNA of Vitrella brassicaformis, 4835 nucleotides long. The record is from the annotation of a GenBank genome assembly. NCBI's taxonomy places the organism in Eukaryota, Vitrellaceae.